Molecule: messenger RNA, 1098 nt
Organism: Penicillium olsonii
Lineage: Eukaryota; Fungi; Ascomycota; Eurotiomycetes; Eurotiales; Aspergillaceae
Source: the annotation of a GenBank genome assembly
AUGUUGGCAAUCGCCAACUUGAGCAAUUCACGCGUCUUGCGUCUGAUCGUCCCCAUUGUCGUGAUUCUUUCACUCGUGUGCACUUUCUAUGCGGAUUGGAAGCCUGUACAAAAGAUCAUUCCCAGCUCAAUCCCCCCAUCGGUGGUCCCUGCGACCAGUGACCUAAGUCCAGCCUCAACUCCACAAAUUUCUGAGAAAGCUUCGCCCAGCAAAUCCAAAUUUCAUGACUCAAACGCCAAUACUUCGAUCGCUAAUAUUCCGGAUAAAGUCUGGCAUUCCGCCAAAGCAGAUGACAUCUCGGAAACUCAGCGCAAAUGGGUGAAUAGCUGGUCAAGCAUCACUCCUCAAUGUCGCCAAGAAUUGCUGACCCACCGAUCUGGCGAGGCGUUUGUUCGCGCCUACUACCAGGAGACUCGGCCAGAUAUUGUCGAAGUCAUCGAGUCUCUUUCCAUUCCCAUUUUACGGGCAGAUCUUCUUCGGUAUUUGAUUGUUCUCGCGGAGGGCGGGUACUGGAGUGAUCUAGAUGUCACUCUGGAAAAGCCGCUUUCCGAAUGGGUGCCUGCGGAGUACAAGGAUCGGAAUAUCGAUAUGAUUGUUGGGUUGGAAUUCGAUUUCGCGUACCGUGGCCCCGAAGCUGAGGUCGCUUCUCAAUUUUGCAACUGGGUGUUUGCAGCACAGCCGUCAUCUCGCAACCUGCUUGUGAUUGUGAACACUGUCAUCAACAAGUUGAAGGAGAUUGCAAAGACCAACAAGGUGUCUAUCUCUGGUAUCAAAAUAGAGAUGCUCACGGAUGUGGUGAAUGUGACUGGACCUAAGAUCAUGACGAUUUCGAUCUUAGAAAGCCUAGGACAGUUGCUCGGUAGGACCGUUGAUGAUCGCGACUUCUCGGGGAUCAAACACCCGAAGCUGGUCGGUGAUGUCUUGAUCAUGCCCGGUGUGUCCUUUGCGGCGUCCCAAAACGGAUUCCCUACAGAUCAAGGUGAUGCACUUGUGACACAUCAUUAUGAGGGUUCGUGGAAGCAGGCAGAUGCAGAAGCUAAAGAAAGAAAGAAGCAAAAGGAGCAAGAAGAUCAUGGUGUACAAAGUCAGCAAGGAUGA